AGAAGACAUGGCGUCACGACUCCGCAUAAACAAUCUGAGGUCGACAGUGGCAGAAAUUAGACGAUUUGACUGCUGAAAAAUGUCCAACAGGUGGUUUUGCCAUCAGGUUCUUUACCACGAUGCCUUUGUAGUUUGCUUAUCUAGAUGUAUGGCUUUAAGGUGUCCGUUGAAUUGACGAAAACACUGGAUCUGGAAGAACAUGAAUCAUCUGUGAGAGUGUGACAUAGAACAGUGACCAGAAACAUGGAAAUAAUGGCCGUGAACGUAUCGCCCACUUCACCUGCUACGGCAACGCUUUCUCCGUCUCCCGUUCUGGAGGAAUCCGGUUUUCCCCUCGCCUCCUUGGACAGUGAGGAAUACGUGUUUGUAGAGGCACGCCACCCCAACAAGGUGCUGGAAGGCCUCAACAGUCUGCGCCUGAAUAAUGCCUUUUGUGAUGUGACACUGUGCUGCGGAGGACAGGAGUUUCCCUGCCAUCGCAUCGUUCUUGCCUCUUUUAGCUCCUAUUUUCAGGCCAUGUUUUCCACUGAUCUGAUGGAGUCGCGUCAGGAGCGCGUGGCCAUCAACGGUGUGGAGCCGCAGAUGAUCGGCAUGCUGGUGAGCUACGCCUACACCGCCGAGGUGGUCAUCUCCAAGGCCAACGUGCAGGCCCUCCUGGCCGCUGCCAACCUCCUGGACGUGAUGGCAGUGCGCGAGGCCUGCUGCCGUUUCAUGGAGCGCCAGAUGGACGAGAUCAACUGCGUGGGCAUCCACUGUUUCGCCGAGGCGCACUCCUGUCACGAGCUGGAGCGCCGCAGCAUGGAGUACAUCCAGGAGCACUUCAGCACCGUCUGCCAGCAGGAGGAGUUCCUGUCUCUGUGCGCUGACAAGCUGACCGAGAUCAUCUCCAGCGACCACCUGAACGUGCCAAAAGAGGAGACGGUGUUUGAGGCAGCAAUGCUCUGGCUAAACAAGAGCACGUCUCGGAGACAGAGCUUUGAAAAAGUGCUUGAACACAUCCGCAUGCCCCUCAUAAGCCCGUACUACAUCCAUGACGUCAUUGAGUCCCUGGAUGUGGUCAAGGAGUCCCUCAAGUGCCAGAGGCUCAUCUCCGAGGCCAAGGACUACAUGCUGCUGCAGGACCGGAGAGGGGAGCUCUACGGCCCCAGGGCUCGGCCACGCCGCUCCACAGGCACAGCUGAAGUCAUUGUGACAGUCGGUGGGGAGGACGACAAGGUGGUUCUACGAAGUGUGGAGAGCUUUGACCCCCUGACCAACCAGUGGAAGAGCCUUGCUUGUCUUCCAUUUGCUGUCAGCAAACACGGUUUAGUUGUUUCAGGCUCCAUGUUAUAUCUGGCAGGAGGGGAGUUCCCAGAUGGCUCAGCCAGCCGUGAGAUGUGGCGCUAUGACCCCUGCUUCGACUCCUGGCAGGAGAUGGCCCCAAUGAAUGUAGCGCGCUCAGAACUGGGUCUAGUCAUGCUGGAUGGAUAUGUGUUUGCUGUGGGGGGCUGGGAGGGCCGCUCUCGCCUAGACACAGUGGAGUGCUACAAUCCCCACAGCAACAGCUGGCAGUUCAUGGAAUCAGUCAAGAUGGCAGUCACCAGCCCUGCUGUGGUAGCAUUAGAUGGUCUUCUUUACGUCACAGGUGGAGCUGUUCUUGAGGAUGGAGAUGGCACAGAUCUUGCACAGGCGUACAACCCAAAAACGUGUGCAUGGACAGAGGUAGCCCCCAUGCAGAUCGCUCGCUCAGGGUCGGCGGCCUGCACCCUGAAGGGCAAGAUCUAUGUUAUAGGGGGCUGGCAUGCUUCCACAGAGAACACAGACAAGGUGGAGUGUUACGAUCCUAAGACCAAUCAGUGGACCAUGUGUGCCCCAAUGAAGGAGCGGCGGUACCGACCUGGGGUGGCUGUAGUGGACGGGAAGAUUUAUGUUCUGGGGGGAGAGGAGGGGUGGGAUAGGUACCACGACACAAUCGAGCGGUACUCUGAGGAAACAGACAGCUGGGAGAUUGUAGGGGAGAUGCCCACCAGCCGGAGCUGGCUAAGCUGUGUGUCCAUGCAGCUGAGGAAGGACUCUCGGGGUGGCAGCUGUCCUGGAACAGCUGCUGAGACGGAGUUCCCAGAUGUUGACUGAACACUUCCAAGUUGGCGGUCACAUGCAGGGGCAAAUUCUGCCAGCACUUCGCUUGCUGUGGUCAGAGCAAGACGACGAUUGGCGUUGCAGCCGUAAAUUUGUGUCUCGGUUAAGAGGCACCCACUCCAUUACAAAUGGGUGGUUGCUAAAACAUACCCUUCCGGAAGGGUCCAUGCACACAUGCCUUUUCAGGUGGAUUCAUUCCAUUAUCCAAAGGUGGGAGUCGAAGGAACACUCGCCCAUGUGUGCAGUGUGUUUUUUGUGAUUGUAGACCAUGUCGUCCCAUCCAUUCUGCUCUGGAGUAUAACAUGUGAUGUGAACAUGUGCCCUUAGGGCUUUGUUUUGUAGCGUCCAUUUGUGUAUUAUUGUAACUUUAUCUGUAGUCUUUUGUGUAGUAUUUUUGUACAGUAUUUUCUAUUGUGAUGCUAAUUUUGUAUUUAUUAGUUACUUCAAUUAGUACAUGCAUACAGUAAGUUUUGCCUAAUGGGCACACCUGAUAUUUAUCAGCAUUAAGGAGAUGCCAUUUACAUGGAUCGUUAGCGUCACUGGAAUAUUAGUGCUUUAUGACAAUCAGGUCAUCACCCCCGAGUGAAGGGUGUGUGUAUAUGAAUCCGUUUGUUUAAUGUUCAAACCUCAAGACAUCUACCUGGAAUAUGCGUGUUAAUAUAUUAAAUACUGAACCAUCUUUUAAGAUGUCAUGAGCUGUUCUGUCUUCAAAUAAAAUACAUUUUGCAAGCACAU
Messenger RNA from Sardina pilchardus (European sardine), 2853 nucleotides. Its product is annotated as kelch-like protein 20. Bases 244 to 2112 code for a protein of 622 amino acids. Lineage: Eukaryota; Metazoa; Chordata; Actinopteri; Clupeiformes; Clupeidae. Gene Ontology annotation, molecular function: protein binding. The transcript is spliced from 11 exons. The record is from RefSeq and is a predicted model, not a curated record.